Messenger RNA from Cyclospora cayetanensis, 924 nucleotides. RefSeq names its product serine/threonine-protein phosphatase PP1. The coding region runs from base 1 to 924 and encodes 307 amino acids. Gene Ontology annotation, molecular function: protein serine/threonine phosphatase activity. Gene Ontology annotation, cellular component: nucleus; cytoplasm. NCBI's taxonomy places the organism in Eukaryota, Apicomplexa, Conoidasida, Eucoccidiorida, Eimeriidae. The record is from RefSeq and is a predicted model, not a curated record. The transcript is spliced from 5 exons.
AUGGCGGCAACAACGGAUGUGGACGUGGAUGCAGUCAUCAGCAAGCUGCUAGAGGUGCGGGGAAGCCGACCAGGCAAGCCGGUGCAACUCACUGAAGCUGAGAUUAGGGGGCUGUGUCAGAAGAGUCGAGAAAUAUUUAUAGCCCAGCCGAUUCUGCUGGAACUGGAAGCCCCCAUAAAGAUUUGUGGGGAUAUCCAUGGGCAGUACUAUGACCUCCUGCGCCUCUUCGAGUAUGGCGGAUUUCCACCGGAGGCCAAUUACCUCUUCCUAGGGGAUUAUGUGGACCGUGGCAAGCAGAGCCUGGAAACGAUUUGUCUGCUUCUCGCUUACAAAAUCAAGUAUCCAGAAAACUUCUUUCUGCUUCGAGGCAAUCAUGAAUGCGCGUCCAUUAACCGCAUUUACGGAUUUUACGAUGAAUGCAAGCGCCGGUACAACAUCAAGCUGUGGAAGACCUUUACAGAUUGUUUCAACUGCCUCCCGGUGGCUGCCAUUAUUGAUGAGAAGAUCCUCUGCAUGCAUGGGGGGCUGUCUCCUGAACUGAACUCUAUGGAUCAGGUCAGGCGAAUCGUUCGCCCCACUGACGUCCCUGAUACCGGCCUUCUGUGCGACUUGUUGUGGUCUGAUCCUGAAAAGGAAAUAGCGGGGUGGGGGGAAAACGACCGAGGCGUUUCCUUCACCUUUGGACAAGAUGUCGUCCACAACUUCCUCCGCAAACACGACUUAGAUCUCAUUUGCCGCGCCCACCAGGUGGUGGAGGACGGCUAUGAGUUCUUUGCCAAGAGGCAGCUGGUGACUCUCUUCAGCGCCCCCAACUAUUGUGGCGAAUUCGAUAACGCCGGUGCCAUGAUGUCCGUGGACGAGACCCUCAUGUGUUCAUUUCAGAUCUUAAAGCCCGUGGAAAAGAAGAAGGGAAUCAACAAAUAA